Molecule: messenger RNA, 2716 nt
Organism: Salvelinus fontinalis (brook trout)
Lineage: Eukaryota; Metazoa; Chordata; Actinopteri; Salmoniformes; Salmonidae
Product: sorting nexin-30-like
Exons: 9
Coding region: 174-1484 (436 amino acids)
Molecular function (GO): phosphatidylinositol binding
Source: RefSeq, a predicted model, not a curated record
UGUACUUCCGAGACUGCGCGGUGUGAGUCACCUGACAGUUGUGUGAUUGCAGCCAGCGGGUUCAGCAUUUGAUACACGGGAUUGGAAAUAAUCACAAAACAAACCAUAAUUCCAGGCCAAGAAACUAAGACAUUUUCCGGAAAAUCCGUUCGCGGUUUCCCCUCGCUUACACAAUGAGUGCUGGCACUCCUAAACCGCUGGCAUCGUCGGGGCAAAAACCCAUUCAGGAGAUGUGCCAUCCGCUCGGAGCCGAGGAGGCAGUUCUCACACCCAGUCCAGAUGUCAGAAACCUCACCAGCAGCAUUGGAGAGAAGGACCAAAUUCUGCCCAAUGGGACACUGGUGGAGACAUCUAGUCCCUCCUCCACGUCUUCCCUCCUGAACCGGUUGGACGAUGACCUGGAUGGAGAAACACGUGACCUCUUCGUUACCGUCGGCGACCCGAAGAAACACGUCAGCACCAUGGAGACGUACAUCACCUACAGAGUGGUGACUAAGACAACGCGGGUGGAGUUUGACCUACCAGAGUACUCCGUGUGGAGACGCUACCAGGACUUUGAUUGGCUCAGGACCAAGUUGGAGGAUAGUCAGCCUACACAUCUCAUACCACCCCUCCCUGAGAAGUUUGUGAUGAAAGGCGUGGUUGACCGGUUCUCCGAGGAGUUUGUUGAGACGAGGAGGAAAGCGCUGGAUAAGUUCCUGAAGAGAGUGGCUGAUCAUCCUGUCCUAUCGUUCAACGAACACUUCAACUCCUUCCUCUCUGCCAAGGACCUGAAUAAGCGACAAGGCCUAGCCCUGCUCUCCAAGAUGGGGGAGUCAGUGAAGUACGUGACAGGAGGGUACAAGCUGAGGGGCCGUCCCAUGGAGUUUUCUGCUAUGGGAGAAUACCUUGAUAUGUUCACACAGAAGCUGGGUACCAUCGACAGGAUAGCACAGAGAAUCAUCAAAGAACAGUCUGAGUACCUAGCAGAGCUGAAGGAGUACGGUCCAGUCUACACCACCUGGGCGGCGUCGGAGGCGGAGCUACAGGGGCCUCUGGAGGGCGUGGCCAGCUGCAUGGCUAACUGCUCCAGCGCUCUGGACGAUCUCACCCAGGAUAUGAGCGGAGACUUCCUGCCCGUGCUCCGAGAAUACGUCCUCUAUAUCGAGUCCAUGAAGGCGGUUCUGAAGAAGAGGGACAACGUCCAAGCAGAGUAUGAGGCCAAACUGGAAGCCGCUGCGCUCCGGAAAGAAGAGAGACCAACAGCCAAGCAGGUGCCUACAGAUGUGGAGAAGUGCCAGGACAGAGUGGAGUGUUUUAACGCUGACCUGAAGUCAGACUGGGACCAGUGGCAGAACAACAAGACACAAGACUUCAGACAGCUACUCACUGGCAUGGCAGACCACAACAUCCAGUACUAUGAGAAGUGCCUUGCAGCGUGGGAGUCUGUCAUUCCAGUAUUACAGGACAAGCAACCACAGGAGACAGAAACAGAGGAAGACUGAAACAGCUGCCCUCUGGAGCACAUCGGAAAGUGGACGUAACAUCUCAAACACUUCUCUACCCGAGUUACCAGUGUCACACACAGACACCGAUACUCUCGACGGGAGAUUACCAAGGAAAUGGGCUUUUGGGUCAACAGACUGAAGUCCUUUUUUUAGUUUUUGGUGUUUCUAUUUGUGAAAGCCAGUCAGUCGGAACGUUCCCAUCCUGCCUGCCGGGUGUUGUCUCACGUCAGGUAGCGCCACGGCAGUCUGCACUGAUCUGUCUGAUAACUUGCAAACACUCAUGGGAUAGCUAAAAAAUAAGUUUGGCCACAGUAUGCUGUGCUAACAUUCGAAAAUGUUACCAAGGUGACAUCGUCUGCUAAAGCCCCUACAUCAUCUAAAAGAGUCCUCGAGUUAAUCUGACCAAAAAUAUCAUCCUGGAGUCAGAUUUAAUCUGACCAGAAAUAUCAAUAAGUCUUCACUACCUAAUUCUACAUCUAACGAAGGUGUUUUGUGGUUGAAAGAAUCAGUAUUUAUGAAAUUCGUAAUGCACACUAAAAUGAGCUAGCUAACGCGUCAGCUACAGUAGCUAGUGUCUGCUUGCUGGCUGAACCAGUCUCUAAUCAAUCCACAAUGAAAGGGAGGGAUGCUAACAAUGCCAGUUUACACACACACACACACACACACACACACACACACACACACACACACACACACACACACACACACAAUGCUGAAUAAUACUAGUAAAUUCUGGCUAAUGCACAAAUGAGUUUUCAUGAUAUCUGUUCUGCUGUGAUUUAGUGUGGCCGAGUCCGAGUCCGAGUCCUAGGCCGAGUGCUACAGCACAGAUGAAUGUAGCAAGGCACAUUGCCAGCUGUCAGAGUCAGACGCCUACUGAUGUCUGACGACAGUCCCAGAACUUUGGUGCCUUACAAGCAAACUAUCUUCCGUAUUCAAACAAGCACUAGGCUGCUAGCUGGAGUUUACUAGGCUGCUAGCUGGAGUUUACUAGGCUGCUAGCUGGAGUUUACUAGGCUGCUAGCUGGAGUUUACUAGGCUGCUAGCUGGAGUUUACUAGGCUGCUAGCUGGAGUUUUACUAGGCUGCUAGCUGGAGUUUUACUAGGCUGCUAGCUGGAGUUUACUAAGCUGCUAGCUGGAGUUUACUAGGCUGCUAGCUGGAGUUUACUAGGCUGCUAGCUAGAGUUUACUAGGCUGCUAGCUGGAGUUUACUAGGCUGCUAGCUGGA